CUCACUCUGCCCAACUCUAAAAAACAAUUACUGUAAAAAGAAAAGUCGCCAACUUCAAUUCUCGAAGACCCAACAAGAAAACAAACUCUAAAAAGUUGCCUCCACUAUGGUAUUUGUAGAAGCUGUAUAGUAUCUCUUAACCCCUGUAGAGAGUUAGAGAGAGAGAGAGAGAGAGAGAAACCAAAAGUGAGUGAGAGAAACAGAUAGAAGUGAGAGUGAGAGUGAGAGAGAGAGUGAAGAAAGUAACAAUCUUUGAGAGUUUUUGGAUCUUGAUCUUGUGUUUCAGUAAUCUCCUAGUGAUUGUCUGAUCUGGGUUCUUGUUGAUUUUGGGUUUCUGGAUGUUCUGAGAGAUUUUUCUUGAUUUGGCAAAACCAGAAUGGCAAACCGGAAUGGUGAACCGGGUUUACAGCAACUCUCAAGUCUGUUUAUCCAGCAACUUCGAGGUCGUUCUUCAGUAGUCUCUGUUCGUGAUGAUGUGAAUUCGUUGGUCGUCAUUAUCAUCUAAAUGAGAUUUUGUUGUUUUUUAUAAAGUUUAAGGAAUCCGAUGAUUGUUUUAUGGUAGAUUGAUUUGAUUUAGUUUAGUUCGAUAAUUCUUUCAUUCUUUAUUUGAUUAUAUAGAUUCGUUGGUUCUUUUGGGGCAGGGGAUUCAAAUUCAUUUCAUUCUUCAAUUUUUUCAUAUAGGAUUCACUUUGAUUUCACUAAAACCAAAAAAAAAAGAUUCAUCGGAUUCCAUUUUUUUAAUUGUUUGAGCAAACACACACACACUUGUAGACCAUCUCUUGAAUUGGGUUAGGUAGAUUUUGUAGAGGAUGUUGGCAGGUUGUUCGAGUUCAUCAUUGUUGUCGCCUACUCGAAGAUUGAGGAGUGAAGCAGUAGCAGCAACAUCAGCAACAGUAUCAGCGCAUUUUCCCAUGAACACACAGAGAUUGGACUUACCAUGCAGUAGUAGCUUCUCUCGCAAGGAAACUCCUUCUAGCAGACCACUUGGAAGAAGCAUCUCUCUUGACAACAGCAACAACAACAACAACAAACCGAUCGAGCGCAAGACGAAGACCAGUGGUUGUUCGCUUAAACAGAACAUAAAGCUUCCACCUUUGGCAACAACAAGAGGAAAUGGAGAAGGGUUUUCUUGGAACAACGACAACAACAACAGAGGGAAGAGUUUGAAGAGAUUAGCUGAGGAGGACGAGUCUUGUUUGAGCAGAGCGAAGAGGACAAAAUGCGAAAACGAAGGUGGUUUCUGGUUUGAGCAUUUCACUGGCCAGGAUUCUUCUUCACCAGCAUUACCUUUUUCUUUGACUUGUUCAGGUGAUGAUGAGGAAAAGGUUUGCUUUGUGCCAAGUGAAGUCAUUUCUCAGCCUUUACCAAACUGGGUUGAUUCGGUGAUUACGGAGCUAGCUGGUAUAGGCGAUAAGGACGUUGAGAGUAGCCUUCCUGCAGCAGUUAAGGAAGCAUCUGGAGGAUCAUCUACAAGCGCAUCAUCCGAGAGUCGUAGCUUAAGCCAUAGAGUACCAGAACCUACAAAUGGCUCAAGGAAUCCGUACUCACACCGCGGUGCAACAGAGGAAAGGACCACCGGAAACAUCAACAACAACAACAACAGGAACGAUUUGCAGAGGGAUUUCGAGCUUGUCAAUUUGCUUACGGGAUGCUUAGACGCGAUCAGAUCAAGAAACAUAGCAGCGAUUAACCAUUUCAUUGCAAGAACCGGUGAUCUUGCUUCUCCUAGAGGAAGAACACCAAUGACUCGCCUCAUAGCUUACUACAUUGAAGCUUUGGCUCUAAGAGUGGCGCGUAUGUGGCCUCACAUCUUCCACAUCGCACCCCCUCGUGAAUUCGAUAGAACUGUCGAAGAUGAAUCAGGAAAUGCAUUGAGGUUCUUGAAUCAAGUAACCCCAAUUCCAAAGUUCAUUCAUUUCACAGCCAACGAGAUGUUACUCAGAGCAUUUGAAGGGAAAGAGAGAGUUCACAUUAUUGACUUCGACAUCAAGCAAGGUUUACAGUGGCCUAGCUUCUUCCAAAGCUUAGCUUCGAGAAUAAAUCCACCACACCAUGUACGAAUCACUGGGAUCGGAGAAUCGAAACUUGAGCUAAACGAAACCGGAGAUCGCCUCCACGGAUUUGCAGAGGCGAUGAAUCUUCAAUUCGAGUUUCAUCCUGUAGUUGAUAGACUCGAAGACGUUAGACUAUGGAUGCUUCACGUCAAAGAAGGUGAAUCAGUAGCUGUAAACUGUGUCAUGCAGAUGCACAAGACACUCUACGAUGGAACCGGAGCAGCAAUUAGGGAUUUUUUGGGUUUAAUCAGAAGCACAAACCCAAUAGCUCUCGUUCUUGCGGAGCAAGAAGCAGAACACAACUCAGAGCAACUUGAGACACGAGUUUGUAACUCGCUAAAGUACUAUUCAGCUAUGUUUGAUGCAAUUCACACGAAUCUUGCUACAGAUAGCUUAAUGAGAGUCAAAGUUGAGGAGAUGUUGUUUGGGAGAGAGAUCAGGAACAUUGUUGCGUGUGAAGGAAGUCAUAGACAAGAGAGGCAUGUGGGUUUUCGUCAUUGGAGGAGGAUGUUGGAGCAGUUAGGGUUUCGGAGUCUUGGAGUCUCGGAGAGAGAGGUUUUGCAGAGUAAGAUGUUGCUUAGGAUGUACGGAUCUGAUAAUGAAGGGUUUUUCAAUGUGGAGAGGAGCGAUGAAGACAACGGCGGUGAAGGCGGACGCGGCGGUGGAGUUACUUUACGGUGGUCGGAGCAGCCACUUUAUACGAUCUCGGCUUGGACUACCGGAGGGAAUUAAAGUUUGAAGAAAAAAAAAAAAAAAAAUUAUACAUUUAGGGUUUUAAAGACUUUUAGAAAAAGGGGAAAAUGUUUUUUUUUUUAUCAAAGAAAAUAGGGAAAAUAUUGAUUUUAUUCUUUCAUUCAUUAUUUGGGAGCGGGUAGGUUAUUUUUAUAAAAAAAUGUAAGAAUUAAAAAAAAUUAUUUUGUAUUAGUUACUUUGGAGUCUUUUACAUGUAACUUGGAGGCUUUUGAAUGUUUUGCUAUCAAUAAUGAAACUGAAGUAUUAUUUUUCUUUACA
Molecule: messenger RNA, 3065 nt
Organism: Arabidopsis thaliana (thale cress)
Lineage: Eukaryota; Viridiplantae; Streptophyta; Magnoliopsida; Brassicales; Brassicaceae
Product: GRAS family transcription factor
Exons: 1
Coding region: 810-2786 (658 amino acids)
Biological process (GO): positive regulation of brassinosteroid mediated signaling pathway
Cellular component (GO): nucleus
Source: RefSeq, marked reviewed